Messenger RNA from Eriocheir sinensis (Chinese mitten crab), 1079 nucleotides. RefSeq lists its product as uncharacterized. Bases 8 to 970 code for a protein of 320 amino acids. Lineage: Eukaryota; Metazoa; Arthropoda; Malacostraca; Decapoda; Varunidae. The transcript has 2 exons. The record is from RefSeq and is a predicted model, not a curated record.
AUCUCCUAUGUCCUCUCAUGACCUCCCAUUUCAGCUUCCGUUUAGGGUCUCAUGUAGUUUUCUUGAUGUUUUCUUUGACCCUACGCACCUCCUAUUUCCUGUCACGACCUUCACCUCUCCCCCAGUUCCCAUGCUAUGUACUGAAACUCAUCUCUCUACUGGUAACCCGUCCGCUGCGAUUAGCAUGGAUUUGGCCUUCACUGGUAGCCUGGUAACACAUAGUCCAAGGUCUUUCUCUGCCUCUGUGGUGGAUAGUGGAGUGUUUCCCAUGUGGUAUUGGUGUGCUGGAUAUCCCUUCACUGGUAGCCUGGUAACAUACUACACUCCCAGGUCUUUCUCUGUCUCUGUGGUGGAUAGUGGAGUGUUUCCCAUGUGGUAUUGGUGUGCUGGAUAUCCCUUCACUGGUAGCCUGGUAACAUACACUCCCAGGUCUUUCUCUGCCUCUGUGGUGGAUGGUGGAGUGUUUCCCAUGUGGUAUUGGUGUGCUGGAUAUCCCUUCACUGGUAGCCUGGUAACAUACACUCCCAGGUCUUUCUCUGCCUCUGUGGUGGAUAGUGGAGUGUUUCCCAUGUGGUAUUGGUAUGCUGGAUAUCCCUUCACUGGUAGCCUGGUAACAUACACUCCCAGGUCUUUCUCUGCCUCUAUGGUGGAUAGUGGAGUGUUUCCCAUGUGGUAUUGGUGUGCUGGAUAUCCCCUCCCAAGGUGCAGGACUUUACAUGUUUCUCCAUUGAAUUGUAGCAGCCACUUUUUGUUCCACUCCUGUAGCUUGGUGAUGUCUUCUGGUAGGAAAUCCACAGUCAAGGGGUUAGUCAGCCCAAUGCAAGAGUUAACCAUUAUCUUCCAAUUGCAACCCACCUCACAACCUUGCAUCUCAUCAUCAUCAUCAUCAUUUCAUCGACGCCUGCUCCUAGGAUCUCCCACCAGGGGAUGGCCAUGGCAGAAGAGUUUCCAUCUUUCUCUAUCUAUGUAGACACUCCCUCCUUGCCUGCUCAAAGUUUCUCAAGGAUUUUUCACCCCUCUCUCUGCAUCUCUCACUGGUAUAUACACUUAGUGCCUCAUAUUUCCUCUCAUGACCUCCA